Nasonia vitripennis (jewel wasp) is the source of this 5294-nucleotide messenger RNA. RefSeq names its product glutamate receptor ionotropic, NMDA 2B (gene Nmdar2). Bases 1166 to 4951 code for a protein of 1261 amino acids. Gene Ontology annotation, molecular function: transmitter-gated monoatomic ion channel activity involved in regulation of postsynaptic membrane potential; NMDA glutamate receptor activity. Lineage: Eukaryota; Metazoa; Arthropoda; Insecta; Hymenoptera; Pteromalidae. The record is from RefSeq and is a predicted model, not a curated record. The transcript is spliced from 17 exons. Gene Ontology annotation, cellular component: postsynaptic membrane; plasma membrane. Gene Ontology annotation, biological process: modulation of chemical synaptic transmission; synaptic transmission, glutamatergic; monoatomic ion transport.
CUCGCGCGCGCGGCAGUCGGUCCGCGAAGCCCGUCGCUGCAGGUUCGCGCGGUCUCUGCGCGCGUCUCCGUGUGUGCCGGCGCGCUACACCCAAACAGCCAGCCAGCCAGCCAGCUAUAGCCAUAUAUUUAUCUCGCGAGGGAGGAACGCCCGCGACGGCGGCUGUUGAUUCUCGGAGCUGACUCCUGCGCGUUCUCUUUGCAGUAGAGACUGGUGCUGCAGCAGAGACAGGCUCGUCGAGCAGCAGCAGCAGCAGCAGUCCGCCAUUUUAGGAUGACAGUGACGAGGAAGCCGCAGCGGCCCCAGCUCUUUCGUCGCCACCAGGGUCCGGCGCCAGCGUCAGCUUCCGAUACGGUGAGUACUUGGACCCCCCUUUGUCAGGGUCCACAAAGGUACUCCGUUCUCGGGCCCGCCGCCGGCCGCGAGUUCGCGCGAUGCGGGAGGCCGAUUUGACGCGUCCUUCGCAUUUAGGGAGUAAGACGAGCUAUAGAUUUACUCUUUCGCCGCCGAAUCCAAUUUGCCCCGCUUACAUCGACAGGUUCGUUCGUUAGAUCGCGCGUCACGUAUACGUUUCGAAAAUCGUCCCUCCGCAUACAGCUUUCGGUUUCCGAUGCUCCAUAUAUUGAUUGUGUCGAAUCCCUUUGGGCUCUGGGCGCGCAGCAUGUGUGCGUAUAUUUAUUCUUUUCAAAGGGGGGGAUAUUGAAAUGUCUUUCUUCAAAUCGCUUGAAUUUCGUACAGGCUUUCUGUUUAGCCAGCCGCCUCGAGUUGCACCGCUCCGAUAUUAUCUCCUCUGUGUGCGUGCACGUAGCAAAGAAUCCAAUGAGCUCAGAGAGUGUCAUAGAUUUCGACGAUUGCUUUUUGACGACCGAAUUACAGCCGGAGCAAUAUGGCUAAUAAACUUAAUGCAGCGCUGCAGGGAACAAUUCCUCGCACAACUUUAUCUCGACCGAUCGAGCGCAUCUGCACUGAUCGGAUGAAUGUGCUUUUCCAAGUCGUGGCGGUGUUCCAAGCUCUCUCGCAUCUUUCGCCGCUCGAAGUCACGACAUCACGUCCAGAUACAUAUAGUUAGAAGCCGACGUUAUCGGAGCAGCUGGCGCUCCCGAGUCCCGCAGCGGCCGGCAAGAAGCGCAGUUGUCGCGUUACACGCGUUCGGUCAGUUCGGUGCAUGCAUAACCUCAAAAUGAUCGAAUUCGAAGACGUCGAACGGGUGGUGGAGCGGGCGGUCGGGCCCAAGGCCAGGCUCCUCGCUCACCGGGUGGAGCCGUUCACGAAAAGCCGGCAGUUCGGGAUCAUGGGCGAGCACUACGAGCUCGCCGUCGAGGUGAACGUCGGUGACGAGGAGGAGGAGGAGGAGGGGCAGGGGGACGGCAGCGGGAGGCCGGUUCGCAGCCUCAAGUUUUUCCUCAAGACCCCACCCGAGUCCGCGGCCUUGCGCGACACGCUGGUGGACGACUGGGUGAGCCACGAGGAGGUGCACUUCUUCGCGCAGAUCCAUCCGCUCCUGGUGCAAGAGUGCCGCGAGCGAGGCAUCGAGCGCUGGUCGCCCGCGUGUUACCUGGCCAGGCCGGAGGCCCUGGUUCUCGAGGACCUGCGCUCGCAGGGCUACGCCGUCAGGCGGAACCGGAUCUUCGGGGGGGACGAGCUGAAGGCGGUGCUCGCGAGCCUGGCGAGGUUCCACGCCUCGAGCCUGCUGCUGCAGAGGAGGCUCGGCAGGCCGCUGAACGAGCUCUUCCCCGCGGCCUUUCGCGAGAAGACCUUCACGGAGCUGGGCAAGGGCGGCCGCAGCAACAGGCUGGGCUUCGAGACCAUGCGCUGUCUGGCCGAGAGACUCGGACUGACGGACGGCGCCCGCAUGCUGCCGAGGAUUCUGGCCAGGCUCUGCGAGCUCGUCGAGCCUCGAGCGGGCCUGCGGCGGGCGCUAGGAGCGGCCGAGGCGAUGGUCCGGCUGCAGGGGCCGCUCUGGCUGUGGCUGCUGCUGCCGGCCGUGAGCCUGGGCGGCGGUGGCGGCGGCGGCGGCGGCGGCGGCGGCGGAGUCCAGCGCGUCGGCAGCAGCAUCAAGAUCGGCAAGUCCGAGCGCAGCAGCUCCACGCUCACCGGCCGCGGCAGCUCGAGCAUCAAGAUCGGCGAGGCCGCCAAGUUCCUCAACAGCACCAGGGUCCUCAGGCCCGCGCUCAGCACCUCCAUGACCAGCACGAGCAUUCCCCUGGCGUACGCCUCGCCCCAGCCGGAGAGCGCCAGCAGCGAGUACGGAAAUAGCAACGUUACCAAGAUGCUCAAGGUGGGCCUGGCGGUGCCGUACAAGUCCUUCGGCUACCGGGAGUACACGCGCGCGGUCAGCCGCGUGGUCACGGCCCUGCAGAAGAGCACCAAGCGGCCGAACCUCGGCCUCUUCCAGCACUACGACAUCUUCGUGAAGGUGGCCAUGCAGGAGCUCACGCCCAGCCCCAUGAAGGCUUGCUUGCUUGCUUGCUUGCUUCACGCAGACAUACUGAACUCGCUGUGCAAGGAGUUCCUCUCGCUCAACGUCUCGGCGAUACUCUACCUGAUGAACUACGAGCAGUACGGCCGGAGCACCGCCAGCGCCCAGUACUUCCUCCAGCUGGCCGGCUACCUGGGCAUACCCGUCAUCGCCUGGAACGCCGACAACUCGGGCCUCGAGCGAAGCAGCCUGCACCUGCAGCUGGCGCCGUCGAUCGAGCACCAGACGGCCGCCAUGCUGAGCAUCCUCGAGCGCUACAAGUGGCACCAGUUCAGCGUCGUCACCUCCCAGAUAGCCGGGCACGACGACUUCGUCCAGGCGGUGCGCGAGCGCGUCUCCGAGACCCAGGAGCGCUUCAAGUUCACGCUCCUCAACGCCGUGCUCUGGACCAAGACCAAGGACCUCAUGGAGCUGAUAAACAGCGAGUCCAGGGUGAUGCUGCUCUACUCGACGCGCGAGGAGGCCAACAGCAUCCUCAGGGACGCGCACGAGCUCAAGAUCACCGGGGAGAACUACGUGUGGGUCGUCACGCAGAGCGUCGUCGAGAACCUCCAGCCCAGACACCACUUCCCCGUCGGCAUGAUUGGGGUCCACUUCGACACGAGCAGCUCGAGCCUCGUCAACGAAAUAGCCACGGCGAUCAAGGUCUACGCGUACGGCGUCGAGGACUUUGUCAACGACCCCUCCAACUACGGCAUCAGCCUCAACACGCAGCUCAGCUGCGACGACCUCGAGGGCGAGUCGCGCUGGAGCACCGGCGAGCACUUCUUCAAGUACCUGAAGAACGUGUCGGUCGAGGCGGAGUACGGCAAGCCGCACGUCCAGUUCACGCAGGACGGCCUCCUCAAGUCCGCCGAGCUCAAGAUCAUGAACCUGCGGCCCGGGGCCAGCAUGCAAUUGGUCUGGGAGGAGAUCGGCACCUGGAAAUCCUGGGAGAAGGACGGCCUGGACAUCAAGGAUAUCGUGUGGCCGGGCAACAUGCACACGCCGCCCCAGGGCGUGCCCGAGAAGUUCCACGUGAAGAUCACCUUCCUCGAGGAGCCGCCCUACAUCAACCUCGCGCCCCCGGACCCCGUGAGCGGCAAGUGCCUCAUGGAGCGGGGCGUCCACUGCCGCGUCGCCAAGGAAUCCGACCUCCAGGAGGCGGACCUCCAGACGGCCCAGCGUAAUGGGAGCUCGUACCAGUGCUGCAGCGGCUUCUGCAUAGACCUGCUACAAAAGUUCUCCGAAGAGAUGGGAUUCACUUACGAACUCGUCAGGGUCGAGGACGGCAAGUGGGGCACGCUCGAGAACGGCAAAUGGAACGGACUGAUAGCGGAUUUGGUUAACCGGAAGACCGACAUGGUGAUGACGUCGUUGAAGAUUAAUUCCGAGCGGGAGGCAGUAGUUGACUUUACGGUGCCGUUCAUGGAGACCGGAACUGCCAUUGUCGUCGCCAAGCGGACCGGAAUCAUUUCGCCGACGGCGUUUUUGGAACCGUUCGACACAGCUUCCUGGAUGCUCGUUGGCUUUGUGGCUAUACACUCGGCUACCUUCAUGAUUUUCCUCUUCGAGUGGCUCUCGCCAUCUGGCUUUGGCAUUAACGAUUCCUCGGGCUACUCGAACCGGAAGCCGGCCGGCAGGUCGCUGAGACACCGCUUCUCCCUCUGCCGGGUCUACUGGCUGGUCUGGGCGGUCCUCUUCCAGGCUGCCGUCCACGUUGACUCGCCGAGAGGAUUUACGGCGAGAUUCAUGACGAACGUGUGGGCGAUGUUCGCCGUGGUGUUCCUGGCCAUCUACACGGCGAACCUCGCGGCCUUCAUGAUAACGCGCGAAGAGUUCUUCGACUUCAGCGGCGUCGACGACCACCGACUGGCCAGGCCCACCUCCCACAAGCCCAUGAUCAAGUUCGGCACGGUGCCCUGGACUCACACCGACAGCACCCUCGGCAAGUACUUCAGGGAGAUGUACGCCUACAUGAAGAAUUACAACAAGAACAGCGUCGCCGAGGGCAUCGAGGCCGUUAUCAACGGAGACCUGGACGCCUUCAUCUACGACGGCACGGUCCUCGACUACCUGGUGUCCCAGGACGAGGACUGCAGAUUGCUGACGGUCGGCUCGUGGUACGCCAUGACGGGCUACGGACUGGCCUUUCCGCGCAACUCGAGAUUCCUGAAGAUGUUCAACCAGCGCCUGCUCGACUACCGGGACAACGGUGACUUGGAGAGGCUGCGCCGCUACUGGAUGACGGGCACCUGCAGGCCGGACAAGGAGGUCCAGAAGAGCAGCGACCCCCUCGCGCUCGAGCAGUUCUUAAGCGCUUUCCUAAUGCUCAUGGUCGGGAUCCUGAUAGCGGCCAUUCUCCUGCUGCUCGAGCACAUCUACUUCAAGUACAUCAGGCAGCACCUCGCCAAGGACAGCCGGGCCAGCAAGUGCUGCGCGCUCCUCAGCGUUCGCGAGAUGCUGAACCCGGAGAUGGAUGUUAAAACUUGAUAUGUUGUUAGGCGGGGAGGCGACGAGAGCGAUAACGAAUCUCUGCCUUCCUCGCGCGAUUACUUCCACGCCAUCGUCGACAGCAAUGAGAGAAACCUCUCCACGCUACUGUGAGCCGGACGACUGCGUAAAUCAAAAUAUAACGAACUGUCGUACUCGUGCCGCGGAAUAAGAGGCCGGUAUGAAGGAAGCUGAAAACAAUGGCCGUUUAUACGUAUAUAUUAUGCAUAAGUGUUUGAGCAUUUGUAUUGAAAACGCGAUGUUGUUAACCGUAUAUGAAUACACGUUAAUUUAAUAUGUCUCCGAAUGUUCAAUAUAAUAAAGUCAUGCUCGUGUGUCGCAA